GCAGAGAGUGCAGCUCAGACGGACUCGGACUCCUCUCAGUCCGGAGCGAAACAAAGUUGGGAUGAGGAUCACCGGACAGAGCACUUAAUGACACGUCUGAGCGAGAGAAUAUGGAUAAACAGGCCAAAUUACUGUCAUCGAGGCUUUUCCUGAAGCACAGGCAGGUAGAAGUUGUUCUCAACCGCAGUGUUUUGACGUGGAAGGAGGCUGACAAGGAGAGAAAACGAAGCUCUGGCAUUUCUGAAGGAGCUCACAGUCGCAGUGUUCAGGUGUGUGAAAUCGUGGCCGUUAGCAGGACGGAAGAUGUGGACGACAAACGGACCAGGAAGAGUCGAAAAGAGGCAAAGCAGCACUCGCAGCUGUAUUCGCAUGCAUUCACAGUUUCCUACGUGAUGAGGACGAGGCGGCACCAGUGGCGCUGCAGCGACGUCACCUUUCACUGCGAUAACCAGGAGCUCUGCGAUCAGUGGAUCCGAGUCACAAAUGAGCAGCUGUCCUUACUCACUGACCGACCAAAGAGCCUCCUGGUAUACAUCAAUCCGUUUGGAGGAAAGCGGCGCGGGAAGCGUAUUUACGAGCAGAAGGUGGCUCCGGUGUUUCACCGAGCCGGCAUCUCCACCGAUGUGAUUGUUACAGAGCGCGCCAAUCAUGCCAGGGACCACUUGGAGACGGAGGCCAAUCUGGAUAAAUAUGACGGGGUGGUGUGUGUUGGUGGAGACGGGAUGUUCAGCGAGAUCCUGCACGGGUUGGUUAGCAGAACCCAAACGGACCAUGAUGUGGACCAGAACCAACUGGAUGCUGAACUGGUGCCAUGUUCUAUCCGCAUAGGGAUCAUUCCUGCAGGGUCGACUGAUUGCAUCUGCUUUGCCACAGUGGGAGCCAAUGAUCCAGUUACUUCUGCUUUACACAUCGUCGUGGGUGAUUCCCAGCCGAUGGAUGUUUGCUCUGUUCACCACAACGACAUCUUCCUCAGAUACUCCGUCUCGUUGCUUGGCUACGGUUUCUAUGGAGACUUGCUGACGGACAGCGAGAGGAAAAGGUGGCUCGGCCCUGCCAGGUAUGACCUGUCAGGCGUGAAAACCUUUCUGAGUCACAACUACUACAAAGGCACCGUCUCUUUCCUCCCCGCCGAGGGCAACCUGGGGAAUCCGAAGGAUAAGCAGCAAUGUCGAUCUGGGUGCCACAUCUGUCAGCACAAACCCUCAUCAAAGGACCAGCACAGCGAGAUGUCAGACAAGAAAGAGAAGUCUGCUAAAGGUGACAGCGGUGACUGGAAUGUGAUCCAUGGAAAGUUCAUUGCCAUUAAUGCAGCCACUAUGAGCUGCGCUUGUCCUCGGAGUCCAAAAGGCAUGUCGCCCUCCGCCCACCUCGCCGACGGCACCGCGGACCUGAUCCUGGUCAGGAAGUGUUCCCGCCUGGACUUCUUCAGACACCUUCUCCGACACACCAACAAAAAUGAUCAGUUUGACCACUCAUUUGUGGAGGUCCACCGGGUGAGGAAGUUUCGCUUCCAGCCGCAACACCUCAAGCUGGCUUCUCUGGAAGACCUGAGCGAGCCUCUGCAGAAGAAAGGCUUCAAUCCCAUAUGUUCGGCCCAAACGGCCUGCAGCUACAGCGCCGCCCACAGCAGCUGGACCUGUGACGGAGAACUCCUGCCUCACACAGCCAUUCAAGUCAGUGUCCAGUGCCAGUUGAUCAGGCUGUUUGCCCGCGGUAUCGAGGAGCAGCAGCAGCAGCAGUUUGUGUUUGAAGACCCUUGUACCCUGUGGCCCCUGGAGCAAAGCACAAACUAGUCUGAAAGCUGGACACUGUAGCUGCUAGAAAACAAAACACAGAGUUGCACUUGGCGAAGUUUUCCCGGAAAAUGCAUGCACCGUUUCACUAUAAAUCCAAAUGCUGGCGGUCAGUCUCCUUCUUUGGGUGUUUGUCUAAAUGAAACUUGCAGAAGUCCUAUCUUUGCACCAAUGGGGAUGGGAUAAGAACACCAAAAUCUAAAAAGGAGCAUUACAUCACAUGUUACUGAAGACCACAAAAAUCCACCAUCUCUUCAGUGCCAUUUGGGGCUUUUAGGUGCAAAACUGCUUCAUGGGCCUUAAAGUAAGCUGCGAUAUGAUAUACUACGGCUUUCUGGUGCGACUGAAGCAGCAUUCAAACAUAAAUUUCUAGUUUUUAAUAUGUAUUUUUUGGAGAAUGAAGAUGUUUAAGCUCAGAGGAUCUUAAAACGAGCUGGACUCAGUCCCGAGCGAUCGUGGAAGGUUUUUAUUCUGCCAUGAAGGAGAACGUAAAUAGGAUUUCUCCCUACGCGGCGACUGCCACGGAGAUACAGCUUUGAGAGAGUGAUGAAGAAAAGAAAACGCCUGUGAAGUACGCUGAUAAACUGAAAAGACUUAAAGGGCCAGGGCCUUAAGAGAAAAAAAAAACACAACCCCCAAUGCAAUCUGAUCUUCCCUUUUUGGGAGGAAAAAAUAAUUUCAUCUGUGACCCAGGUGAAAGCAGAUAUGAGCCAGGGGCACUAAUGAAAAGAGCUGAAUACCCUGCUAAUACACUAACAGGACCCCGGUGGCUGCUGGGUGAUAAGGCAAAGUGGUUGCUAAGUGAUUUGGUGUGUCUCAGCACUGCUGCGCUGCACCUGUGGCUCCGAGCUAGAAAAAAAAAAGCUACAGACAGUUUAAUCAUGGUCUGGGAUUUUGCCCAAAUUAUGCAUUGUUAACGUUAUUAGAGAUAAUCUAUUACUCAGCUCUGAAAUUAGCCUCAUUUAGCUUAUCUUAGUUGUAGGUCAAGCUGGUCUUGAUGUCACACUUAUUUUUGCUGCUCCAAUAGAAAGAUAACUAUAUUAAACUGCAUGCAUGGCAGGAUAAGUUUGUGUUUAUGUGUGUUUUCCACAAUCCAUUUAGGGAUGUGUAAUCAUUGGAGAAAGAGUGUGUGUGCAGGUGCCAGGGUGAUGAGUUAGCUCCAUCCCAAUUAGCCUCAUGGCUGCCAUUUUGCAGAUGUUCUCUCACAACAGCCAAAACACUUUGACCACAAGUAGAGAAGCAGAGGCACAAAUAAUACUAUUUUCUGAUAUUCAUUGUCUUCCUGUGUCACACACGCACGCAUUCCUUCAUAUCUAAUUCAUAAAAGCAUCCUUGCUGCUUUGAAUGUUUGUUAAUGCUGAUGCUGGAUGUUUGCAUUUCAUUUUUGGUUUUCACUUUUACACUUACAGCCUGAUUUUAGAGCAAUUUGGAUUAACAAUGGGCUAUAUUAGGAAAUAUAAACAUGAUAUUGGAGCUAAAGGAAGCCCCUCCGCCCAAGACUUUUGACUAGUUAGCUUAGCUUGAUAGCACUGAUUCCAGUUGACCCUCUGAAUCCCAAGCAGUUUCAGUUUUUAUUGUCUUUUUGCUCAACUUUUACUGCAAUGUCAAGUCUUGCACCUCUACAGUUGUAAACAGCACGACCGUGGCAAGAUAGGUGUAAUGCCAUAAAUAUAUUUUUUUUAAAGUUUAAUUCCUUUAAAUUUUUACAUUUGAAAAAUGGAUUCUAUUUGUACAAGAUUUUUGUUGGAGGUGUCACCAAUACUAAAACUAAAAUAAAACAAAAGUAACAGAGACACUGCAUGCUAUAGAUAUUUUGCGACUUGCAUUUUAAACUUGCUUAUGUACACUGCCUGCAAUUCAGCUGAAAAGUCCUUGAAUUUUUGCUACUUGACUGUUGGUCACAGCUAAGUCACUAAUCACUUCAUAGUUGUGCAGAAAGCUGCAGAAUUAUUUGUUUUUUACACAACACUAUUUAUUUUUGGCGAGAAUAAAAUGAUUUUGAUGAAAUAUCACAAUUUUUUCGAUGUGGAGCUGUGACUACUUCAAAGUCCAUUGAAAUGUUGUCAAAAACAAAAAGGAUCAUCAGAUUUUCAGUUUCAGGCUUUGACAAAUUGUCAUUUUGAAGAUUUUUAAAAGGUAACAUGCUUUUCAAACAUAGAUUUUGGGGUUCAGAGGGUUACAAGGCAUUUUUGCAUAUGCUAUUUCAACACCUACUCCCUUUUGCUCCACAUUAUUACAAUCAUUGCUUUUUGCCAGCGUUAGCUGCAUCUAUUUCAUGAGUGCUGUUUGUGGAACCCAAAAUCACACAACUAGUGAACACUAGAAUAUAACUUGAAGCAUAGAUGACUUUUAAUUUCAGAUCUUGUGCUCAAUACUUGACUCAACACUGUACAUAAAUAAGCUGUGAUGUAAGUAGAUUUAUUUGAUGAAACAUCCUUAAUAAAGUGCUUUUGAAAUGCGA
Acanthochromis polyacanthus (spiny chromis) is the source of this 4254-nucleotide messenger RNA. RefSeq names its product ceramide kinase (gene cerk). The record is from RefSeq and is a predicted model, not a curated record. The transcript is spliced from 13 exons. Gene Ontology annotation, molecular function: kinase activity. Bases 111 to 1793 code for a protein of 560 amino acids. NCBI's taxonomy places the organism in Eukaryota, Metazoa, Chordata, Actinopteri, Pomacentridae.